Molecule: messenger RNA, 634 nt
Organism: Guyanagaster necrorhizus
Lineage: Eukaryota; Fungi; Basidiomycota; Agaricomycetes; Agaricales; Physalacriaceae
Exons: 3
Coding region: 47-634 (195 amino acids)
Source: RefSeq, a predicted model, not a curated record
AUGAAAUCCAUGGCCUUUUGAUAAGGGAAAAUCUCUUUCUGAGUGCAUGUAUAUCUCGCUUUCUAGAAAGACGUCGUAUAGCGACGAGUACGACGACGUUUACUUGGACAUCUGGGUCCCAGAAAUAUAUGGGCUUUCAGCGACAAAUCUGAAGAGAUAUUUGGGAGUUCGCCCUUCCAUUCGCAAAGAGUACGGGGUCGCUCUGCACGAUAUCAUAGAGGCCAGGAAGACAGGUAACUCUAUCAUACCUAUUCAGGCUGAUGAGGGCGAAGAGAGCCAGGAAAAAAGAGACGAAGAAGAGCGCGACGACAUGACCCAGCCUGCACCGACUUUCGGCGUCAAGGGCACUUGUGAGGAGGACCUCGUCGAGGACAGAGAGAAGAGGCAGGAUACUGGUAGAGUCUUCAACGGUGGAAGUAAACUCGCAGUCGCUGAUAGUGGGCCCACCAGUACUGAAGCAUUGGAACAGUAUCCUAACCCAUUCCGAGAGAUGGAGGCAAAGUCGCAGCUAGCAGGUUUCAUCGUCCUUUGCUACUCUGGCAUUGUACAGGAAAAUCUAUCUUCCUCUACUAUAUCCUUCUACUACGCUUACAAAGCGAAGAAACCGACAAUCCUGGUUAGCGUCCUGAUGUAG